UCCAGCCAUGCAGCGCGCUCUCUCUACCCGGACAUCCGUCCUGUCGGCCGCUUCCAAGCGUGCUCCUUUCUAUCGCUCAACAUUGAACCUCCAGCAGCAGCGUUUUGCUCACAAGGAGAUCAAGUUUGGCGUUGAAGCUCGUGCCAGCCUCCUCAAGGGUGUUGACACUCUUGCUAAGGCUGUUACCUCCACACUCGGUCCCAAAGGUCGCAAUGUCCUGAUCGAUUCCCCCUACGGCUCCCCCAAGAUCACCAAGGACGGUGUAACUGUCGCCAAGGCCAUCACUCUUCAGGACAAGUUCGAGAACCUCGGUGUCCGCCUCAUUCAGGAUGUUGCCUCCAAGACCAACGAGGUUGCUGGUGACGGUACCACUACCGCCACUGUCCUUUCCCGCGCCAUCUUCUCCGAGACCGUCAAGAACGUUGCCGCUGGCUGCAAUCCUAUGGACCUGCGCCGCGGUAUCCAGGCUGCAGUCGAGGACGUUGUGGAAUACCUCCAGGCUAACGCCCGCCCUAUUACCACCGGUGAGGAGAUUGCCCAGGUGGCCACCAUCUCCGCCAACGGUGACACCCACGUCGGCAAGCUCAUCUCCACCGCCAUGGAGCGUGUUGGCAAGGAGGGUGUUAUCACCGUGAAGGAGGGCAAGACUCUGGAUGACGAGCUUGAGUCCCAGAAGGUCGAGUUCGAGAAGCCCUUGAUCCUGCUCUCCGAGAAGAAGAUCUCCGCUGUCCAGGACAUUCUCCCCGCCCUCGAGGCCUCCACCACCCUCCGCCGCCCUCUGGUCAUUAUUGCCGAGGACAUUGAGGGCGAGGCUCUUGCCGUCUGCAUCCUGAACAAGCUCCGUGGUCAGCUCCAGGUCGCCGCCGUCAAGGCCCCCGGCUUCGGUGACAACCGCAAGAGCAUCCUCGGUGAUCUCGCUGUUCUCACCAACGGUACUGUCUUCACCGAUGAGCUCGACAUCAAGCUCGAGAAGCUCACCCCCGAGAUGCUUGGCUCCACUGGUGCCAUCACCAUCACUAAGGAGGACACCAUUAUCCUCAACGGUGAUGGUAGCAAGGACAACAUCUCCCAGCGCUGCGAGCAGAUCCGCGGUGUUAUGGCAGACCCCACCACCUCCGAGUAUGAGAAGGAGAAGCUGCAGGAGCGCCUUGCCAAGCUCUCCGGUGGUGUCGCCGUCAUCAAGGUCGGUGGUUCCUCUGAGGUUGAGGUCGGUGAGAAGAAGGACCGUGUCGUGGACGCCCUUAACGCCACCCGCGCUGCCGUUGAGGAGGGUAUCCUCCCCGGUGGUGGUACCGCUCUGCUCAAGGCCUCCGCCAACGGCCUUGCUGGUGUCAAGCCCGCCAACUUCGAUCAGCAGCUCGGUGUCAGCAUCAUCAAGCGGGCCAUCUGCCGCCCUGCCCGUACCAUUGUUGAGAACGCCGGACUCGAGGGCUCCGUCAUUGUCGGCAAGCUGACCGACGAGUACGCCAAGGACUUCAACCGCGGAUACGACAGUGCCACCAGCCAAUAUGUUGAUAUGAUUGCUGCCGGUAUCGUCGAUCCCCUGAAGGUUGUCCGCACCGCCCUGGUUGACGCCAGCGGUGUCGCCUCCCUCCUCGGUACUACCGAGGUCGCCAUUGUCGAUGCUCCCGAGGAGAAGGGCCCUGCCCCUCCUGGUGGUGGCAUGGGCGGUAUGGGCGGUAUGGGCGGUAUGGGUGGCAUGGGCGGCGGCAUGUUCUAA
Penicillium psychrosexuale is the source of this 1720-nucleotide messenger RNA. RefSeq names its product chaperone ATPase HSP60 (gene hsp60). Gene Ontology annotation, biological process: protein import into mitochondrial intermembrane space; mitochondrial unfolded protein response; apoptotic mitochondrial changes. The transcript has 4 exons. Bases 8 to 1720 code for a protein of 570 amino acids. Gene Ontology annotation, molecular function: ATP binding; ATP-dependent protein folding chaperone; protein-folding chaperone binding. The record is from RefSeq and is a predicted model, not a curated record. Gene Ontology annotation, cellular component: mitochondrial matrix; mitochondrial inner membrane. NCBI's taxonomy places the organism in Eukaryota, Fungi, Ascomycota, Eurotiomycetes, Eurotiales, Aspergillaceae.